Contarinia nasturtii (swede midge) is the source of this 1268-nucleotide messenger RNA. RefSeq lists its product as uncharacterized. The coding region runs from base 172 to 1242 and encodes 356 amino acids. The record is from RefSeq and is a predicted model, not a curated record. The transcript has 2 exons. Lineage: Eukaryota; Metazoa; Arthropoda; Insecta; Diptera; Cecidomyiidae.
CAAACGACUCAAAGACGACAUAACACCAGCUACGCCGAUGCUAAAAUUGAACAUUGAUUGUUUCGAAGAAAUAUUUGAGAGUGGCUAUCGUUGACGGAAUUAUUGGUGCUUCGUCAAACAUGCAAACGAUUAUGUCAAGUGAUUGAUUAUUACAUCCGGUUAAAUUACCCAAUGGUUAAAUUGAGAUACAAAAAAAUCAUUAUUUUUAACGAUAGUUUCAAAGAUUUCCAUAAGCUUGAUCCAUUUACCUUAAAAUCAAUCAAACAAAUUGAAUUUUGGAUAAAUUUAGAUAAAUCAAAAAUUGAAAUCAUCAAAAGUAUUUUGCAUCAAAUCGAAUGGCUUAAAAUUCCAUGGCAAUCGAAUCUCGAAUUUUACGGAUCAUUUUUAAGAUUUUGUCCAAAUUUAAAAUUCCUUUUUAUGUGGAUAAAACACCGCGAUAAGAAAGAAAUCGACGAAUGCAAAUGGUUACUUCAGCAUUAUCCGAAGUUGGAGCAUUUUGUAUUUGAUGAUGGUGAUGCCGGUGGGCCCGAACAUGGAUGGACAUUUUCUGAGUUAAGAAUAUUUUUCGAAAUGAAUCCAAAUAUUCGUCGUUUUUCGACCACUUUUCAUCUUUUGUAUGAAAAUCGUAAUAUCAUCCUAAACUCAAAAAUACAAUUUGAUCAAUUGGAUAUUCAAGGACGUGUACAGCGGCCCAUAGUUCAAGAUGUCUGUGUGCUAUUGAAUAAACUUCACGAGAAAAAUGUUCACAAACAUUUGCGUGUUUAUGCUUUAUUUGCCACAACUCAAAGCUUACAAUCUUCGUUACAUGCACUCAACGCAUUAUUCUUGGUCCAAACAAGGCACAUUACAUUACCACCAAUGCCGAAACUGAAAAUACUUGGUUUUAAUCACAGUUCUGUUAUUACAUUACCAAACAACCUCAUGGAUAUUGAACGAAUUUAUAUGGAAAAGGCCACUUUCAAUGAAGUUUUACAAUUUAUUCGAUAUGCGCCCAGAGUAACACACAUCAAAAUUUACUCACUGAAUGAUGGAACUUAUUUUAAUAACAAAGUCCUUGACUUGGAAGCCUUGAAUGAAGAUCGAAAGGUGUUGCAAGGUGCACGAAAAAUUACGAUUUAUGUUGAUGAAGAGAUUUUUCUAGCAACUAAAUGGACUUAUCAGACUACUAAAAUUCAAAACAUUGAAAUUAAGCGAUCACAAUCCACCGAAUGGGAAUCCCUUUGCUUAAUGUCAUCAGGGUAAGAAUAUUGCAAUUAUACCCGUAUAGU